Messenger RNA from Gigantopelta aegis, 1527 nucleotides. Its product is annotated as homeobox protein MOX-2-like. Bases 1 to 789 code for a protein of 262 amino acids. Gene Ontology annotation, biological process: positive regulation of transcription by RNA polymerase II. The record is from RefSeq and is a predicted model, not a curated record. Gene Ontology annotation, cellular component: nucleus. Lineage: Eukaryota; Metazoa; Mollusca; Gastropoda; Neomphalida; Peltospiridae. Gene Ontology annotation, molecular function: RNA polymerase II cis-regulatory region sequence-specific DNA binding; DNA-binding transcription factor activity, RNA polymerase II-specific. The transcript is spliced from 3 exons.
AUGGAGGGACCAGAGCGUCUUGUAGGACGUUCCAACGUCGGCGGUUUAGCGUCGUCGUCGUGCGGUUACAACAUGGGCCGCUUCCUGCAGCGUCCGAACCCUUUCGACUGCAUGCACGGCGGCAUGGGGAUGGGUUCGGCCGCCAACCUCGGCUACUCUUCGUACUCCGGCGAUUCCUGGGGCCUCAUGCACGGCGGCUACCCCAACGGCGUGGACCGUGGGUCCAGGCACCAGAACCAUUACCUCCCCACGGCCACGUGCAAGGACUACUCCGUGAACGGCGGCGCACAGCUACAGAACCCCUACCCGUCCCCCUCACCCCCAGGGAGGGGCGGUUACCCCGGGGAGAUCGUGCAAAAUUCGUACCACCCGAUGACGUCAAUGUGCAAUUCCGAUUCCACCCCGUGUCUUUCUCCGGAUCUUGACAAGAAAGAAAACAAACCAAAAGAGUCUCCAGAUCCCUACAAGCUGGACCUGUCGGUGAAGCCACGUAAGGAGAGGACGGCGUUCACGAAACACCAGAUCCAGGAGCUGGAGAAAGAGUUCAACUCUCACAACUACCUGACCAGGUUACGGCGCUACGAGCUGGCGGUGUCCUUAGAUCUCACAGAGCGACAGGUCAAGGUUUGGUUUCAGAACCGACGAAUGAAGUGGAAAAGAGUGAAAGGAACUAAACUGGUCAAGGAUAAAGUGGACGGUCAACUGAAACCCAUCAUGGCGCCCAAUGUGACGUCAUCAACAAGCAUGAACGAAGCAGACGAUCUUCCUAGACUUUCAAAAGUUCAGUGACGCGAUCACGCGAUAUGGAGUGGCACACUGUGAUAACUGAGUUACGUCCCUUGAAAAACCAUGUUCACGUGACUGAAAUGCGCAAGGUGUCAGAAGGCCAAGUUCAGCGUGCAAAAGUUUCGCUAACGUUCGCGAACUAUUUGAUUGGUUUUCGAAGUGGUAAUUCGGUUUACUGUGCAGCGUAAAAACCAGUCUAGCGAACGUUAGCGACAAGCGGUUGACUGAACUUUAGCUGGAUUAACUUUGGACGGUGGAGGUGGUUGUGAGGGACAAUCUGCCAGUCAACGUGAGAGUUAUGUUAGAAGUGUCUGAAACUUCUUUCUACAAGUAGUAACUUUGGGUUGUCCGAACACUCUCCAACCCUCUAACAUAGUGAUCUGCCAGUAUGCGAACGCAUUUUAAACACAAGUUCGAAAUGAAUGGAAGAAUAUCCACAGAGAUGUCAUAUGGAAGGAAACUCGAGGUUCAAACGAAAGCCAAAAUAAAAGAUCUCCGUUUUGUUGCACAUGCCUACAUUCACUAACAAAAAGAGAAGAAACCACAGGGAAGUACAUUCUUAGUGUGGUGAUUUCUGAAGUACAUACUGACAGAGUGAAGUACAUUUGUAACCAGUGUGGUGAUUUCUGAAGUACACACUGACAGAGUGAAGUACAUAGUGAAUAUUUGUUUUUAAACAGUGUGGUGUAUUUUGAAUGUCAGACUGACACAGUGAAGUACAUUCUUAACUAGUGUGGUGUG